Messenger RNA from Lineus longissimus, 725 nucleotides. RefSeq lists its product as uncharacterized. The record is from RefSeq and is a predicted model, not a curated record. The transcript has 3 exons. Lineage: Eukaryota; Metazoa; Nemertea; Pilidiophora; Heteronemertea; Lineidae. Bases 126 to 725 code for a protein of 199 amino acids.
UUCAAAUUUGAACUUGAACUGUUUCGAAAUAUCAUUUUACGUACAGCGCUGCAGGAGUAGUGGUGCGCACAAGUGCAGAAUGUGAAAAAAAGUACAAGAAUAUAAAGCAUGGAGCACGGGCAAAAAUGGACGAAAUGCGUCAUCCAGCCACUGGUGGUGGGGGACGUCAACCACCACCAACUGAUGCUGAAGAGGCCUACUACACCAUGAGAGAAGGUGAUCCGAGCAUCAAGGGCCUUAUUAGUGGGUUCGACUCUGAGAUAGCAUGGACAGCAGUGACGCAAGAUGAACACAAGAAUGUUGUGUUUGACUUCCGACUACCAUUACAAUCAGCUGAUGCUGAGACUUCUGCAGGAGGAAUUGCAGCUGUUCUUCCUAGCUCUACUAUAACUAGUAUGUCCUCCAAGCCUUCAGCAGCCCUAGGAAGUGCCCCUCUUGAACCAAGGUCCACAUGCAAGAGGGUAGCAGGAUCAGCCAGCUGCCCCAGCACUAACAUUGACAAGAACAUGAACAAGGCAGAACUUGCCAAUCUGCUUAAAGCCUCGGUCAAGCCACCAAAGCCGAAAAGAUCUAAGGAAGACCUUGAAAAUCUUUCCUACGAGGUCAUGCAAGAGGAGAAGUUGGCAGCACAGCAGCAACAAAAGUUGAUUGACUGUCAGAUAGCUCUUGUUGGCCUUAAAACUGAUUACAUCAAGCUAAAAAUGGCUAAACUGCAUAAGGAUUAA